AUGGGGACGCCCGCGGUCGACGCCACCGCGCUCCUCGCCGCGGCCGCGCGCGGCAACGUCGCCAGCGUGCGCCUCGUCCUCGACGCCGGCGCGAGCGAGGGGCUGACCGUGCGCUCGCGGAACGCGCGCGGGGACACCGCGCUGCACGAGGCGACGCGACGAUCGCAUUGGCCGCUCGUGACCUGGCUCAUCGCACACGGCGCGGACGCGGAGGCGACAAACGCGGACGGCGCGACGCCGCUGGACGUGUGCGAGGACGACGAGGUGGCGAGGGAGACGUACGCGGCGAUCAUGCGCGGGUCGCCGCUGACGAGAGGCGCGGGCGAGCGCGCGGCCGCGCAGGCGGAGUCCGAGGCGUCGUUUCGAAGACUGGCGGCGGAGCGACCGGGACCGGGACCGGGACCGGGAACCGAGACCGCGCGCGGCGGCGAGCCGACGCCGAAGGAGCUCGCGAACGGCGCGACGACGACGACGCCGAUGGGCGGCGCGUCGCCGUCGAUGGUCGAGGAGACGGUUCGAAGGGCGAGGGAGUUUCGCGCGCGCGCGAAUUUCGCGCGUGGUCAUCAUCAAUUCUCGACGACGUCGUCGGCGGCGGCGACGCCGGCCGCGGGAGGGCUUGCGACGACGUCGCGCGAGUCCGCGCUCGAGCGCGAGCUCUUCGAGACGAGAGCGCUCCUGGAAAACUACUCGAACGAGCUCGAGAACGCGCGGAACGUCGAGUCCGCGCUGCACGAGCGCGUCCUCGAAGAGGGCCUCCAGAUGGACCGCCCGGGAGGAUUUGGAUUUCAUAGCGCUCGCGCGCCUCGCGUCCCCGGGGCGGAUUACAGCCAGACCGCCGCGGUCGCGGCGUCGCUCAGAGAACAGCUCGCGGCCGCGAACGAGGCGCUCGAGAAGCUCAAGGCGGAGACGUUCGGGGGCGAGGGCGGGACGGCCGCGAAGUUUGGCGAAUUUGGCGACGAGGACGUCGUGGAGAUUCCGAAAAAACUUCUGAGAGAGACGGAGGACGUGAUCCUCCGGAAGACGAAGGAGGUGGAGGACGCGCGGCGGGAGAUUCGGGAGAUGGAGCGAAGAGCCGCGCGAUCUGGGCGCGCGCUCCGAAGGCUCGCGAGCGUCCUCAUCGAGGGCGAGGACGCGAUGGACGACGACGCGGACGACUACCGUCGCGUCGGCGGCGGGAAAAAAGACGGCGACGACGACGACGACGACGGCGGCGACGGCGACGACGACGACGACGCGUCCUCGGUGGUGAACGAAAAGUACGCGGACUACCUCGAGAGCCUCGGCGCGAAGAGCGUCCUGUUCACCCCGGAGAAAUCCCCGCGAGCGGGAGUCUCGGGAGCGGGACGGCGCUUCAAGACGGACGGACGCCCGAGGACCACGCGGUCGCGCCCCGCGAUGGUCGCGUCCCGCCGCCCGCGCGCGCCCAUCGCCGACGUCCCCGGCCUGCGCCUCGUCCUCGGCGCGCUCGCGGAGCGCGCGGAGCGAGACGACGCCCCGGAGUCGCACCCGUGGAGCACCGCGGCGGCGGCGGCGCACAUGGACGGCGACGCGCUCGUGGACGCGGUCGCGAAGUGCGAGAAGCUGCGGCGGAGGGCGGAGGUCGCGGAGCGGGACGCGCGGACCGCGACGGAGAGCGUCGACGCGUUGAAAAAGUCGCUCGACGACGCGCGCGGCGAGCUCGCGACCGCGACCGCGGACUUCGCGCGCGAUACGGCGCGCCUGGAGGAGAAGCUGAAGAAGUCGAUGGACGACGCGAAACGCGAUAAGGAGACGCUCACGACGGAGGCCAAAGCCGCGGAAGAGAAGCUUGAGGAGAAGCUGAAGCGCGCGUCCGACGACGCGAAACGCGCGGAGGAGACGCUUCGAACGGAGGCCAAGGCGCGGAGAGAGGCGGAGAUCGCGCUCAGGGCGCGCGAGCUCGACGUCGACGACGCGAAGCGCGCGGUGGAGAGCAGCGCGUUCGAGGCCCAGCGACGCCGCGAGACGGACGCGCGGCGCGAGGAGAAGCUCAAGCUGGAGGUGGAUGAGCUCCGCGAGCAGGCGGACGCGCUUCGCGGCAAGCUCCGCGACGCCGACGGCGAGGCGAGAGACGCGAGCGUCGGCGCGCGAACCGAGGCUGAGCGCGCGAACGCCGCGGAGGCGGAGAUUGCCGCGACGCGCGCGAGCCUCGAGCGCGCGCGAUCAGACGCGACGGAGGCGAGGUCCGUCGCGAACGCCAAGACGCGCGAGAUGGAGGCGCUCGCGACGGAGGUGACGCGCCUCGAGCGCGACCUGUCGAAACUCGCGGCGGAGCACGAGCGGAACGUGAUCGAGACAUUGGACGUCGUCGCGGAGCGCGACGCGAUGAUUCGCGACUGGGACGCGGACGCGGAGAACCGACGUGACUUGCAGCGAAGACGGACACAGCUCGCGGAGAAGUUGGUCGAGAUGGAGACCGUGGACGAGGCGCACCGCGAGCGGAAGCUCGCGAAGAUUAUCCUGCGUUUUACGGGCGCGAGGCAGCUCCGAGCGUUGAACCAAUGGCGCGGCGUCGCGCGUCGCGAGCGUCGGCUCCGAUGGCAGGUCUCGCGCGUCUUGGGGAAGAUGCGACACCGGCGGCUCGCGGCGGCGUGCGCGAUGUGGAGGGAGCUCGCCGAGGUGGCGAUCGCGGCGAGAGACGCGGCGGCGCGAGAGGAGGCGCGGCUGGAACGCGUCUCGCGCCGCGCGAUUCAAAAGAUGCGCUCGCGGACGGCGACGACGGCGUUUUCGCGCUGGAGGCUCGAGGCGAGGGAACGCCACAGGGCGCGAGGGCAGAUGAAGAAGUUCAUAUGGCGGUGGCACCGCGCGAAGAAGCGCGCGGCGUUUAACAAGUGGGCGACGAUCGCGAGCGCGUCCAAACGGGACGCGUUGAAUGCGUUUAUUCACCAAAAGGACGAGGAGCUCGUCGAGCACAAAAAGCUCACCGCGGAGGAAGUCAAGGCGACGAAACAGAAAGCCGCGGAGGCGCGCGAAAAAGCGCAAGCCGCGGAGAGAGAGCUCGCGGCGAAUCGCGCGGACUUGCAACGAAGACGCGCGCAGCUCGCGGAGACGAUGAAGAGCAUGGAGAAGAAGGACGAGACGCAUCGCGAGCGAAAGCUCGGGCGAAUCCUCCUUAGAUUCACCGCGUCCAAGGCGGUCAGGGCACUGAACAAGUGGCGAGGCGUGAGCCGCCGAGAAAAGCGGCUGCGGUGGCAGGUCACGCGGACGGUGGGUCGACUCCUGCACCGCGCGCUCGCGGAGGCGUUCGCGCGGUGGAGGGUCGAAACCCACGAGUCGACGCGCGCGAAGCUCGAGGCUGCGCGCGCGGAGGCCAAGCGAGAGAUGCUCGUGCGUCGGACGAUCGCGCGGAUGAAUUUACGCGCCGCGACGGCGGCGUUCGCGCGGUGGAAACACGAAGCGCGGUCGAACCACCGGAAUCGCGCGGAGAUGAAGAAGUUUGUGUGGAGGAUGACGCGCGCGAAGAAGGCGGCGGCGUUUCGGUCGUGGCGGUGGCGUCUCGCGGAGAAGCGGCGGAUGGCGCUUCUCCUCGCCAGAGCGCUCGGGAAGAUGUCCGGCCGCGUCGUGGACGGCGCCUUUAUGCGCUGGCGCGAGGUGUGCGCCGAGCGCGAGCGCGUCCGGCGCGUGAUGGCGAAGAUCGCGGGGAGACUCGCGCACGGCGCCGCCGCCGCCGCGUUCAACACGUGGCGCGACGUGACGUCGGAGCGCGAACGCGUCCGCGGCGCGCUGCGUAAAAUCACCGCGCGGCUUCAAAAUCUCGGGCUCGCGUCCGCGUUCGCCACGUGGCACGAGCGCGUCGCCGAGCGCGCUCGCAUGCGCGGCGCGAUGGCGAAGACUCUGGCGCGUUUCCGAGGGCGCGCGACCGCGGCGGCGUUCGAGACGUGGAAGGCGGCGACGUCGGACGAGCGGCGGUCGAGGGAGACGUUGCGACGCGCGGCGCAGAAAAUCGCCGGCCGCGCCGUCGCCGCCGCUUUCGCGACCUGGGUCGACGCGUGGGAAGAGACGCGACGGUUGAAGGGUGUCAUGAAGAACGUCGCGAGCCGGUUCGCGAAUCGCAGGCUCGCGACCGCGUUCGAGCGCUGGGCCGAGGUUGUCUUCGACGCGAUCGACGAGGAGGCGCGUCGGAUGGCGAUUCUCGGGAAAGCCGUCGCGAGGUGCUGGCGCGGGCUCGUCGUGGAGCUUCGCGACGAGCGCGAGCGCGAGAAGGAGGAGGCGCGUCGUCGAGAAGCGCUCUGUCGAAAAGUCGCGUCGAGGCUGCGAUGUCGCAAAGUCGCGCUCGCGUUCGAGAAGUGGUGGCAGGUUCUCGACGACGCCAAGCGCCACAAGGACGCGUCGGAGCGCGCGGCGUUCGAACGACGGCGCCGGGAUCUGGAGGAGGAGCUCAAGCGCGGCGUCGCGACGUCCUUCUCGCACGGACAGCUCACCGAGAGGGUGUCGCUGCUGAGUCGGGAGCUCGAGACGCUUCGCGCGCGCGCCGACGCCGCGGAGGCGGCGUCGCGGGAAAAGUCGCGGCAGCUCGCGAGCGUGCGCGCAAAGUCCACGAGAGACGCGGAGCGCGCGGUGGGGGCGGCGCAGGCCAAGGCGGACGCGGAGAGAACGUCGUGGGCGGAGACGGAGCGGACGCUGCGCGAGGAGCUCGCGCGUUUUAAAUUCGCCGCGGAGAGUUUGACGACGGCGAAGCGCGAGCUCGACGCGGCGCACGCGGUCGCGAGGGACGAGGCGAAGAAGGCGACCAGGGAGCUCAAGUGGGUGAAGGAGGAGUGGAGCAAGGACACGGAGAUGGCGCGCGCGACGCUCGCGGCGCAGGCGAACGCGAGGAAGGCGAAGGCGCGCGCGCGGAAAGAGUCAGAGAAGAAGCUUAGGGAGACGAUCGCGAGCGCGCGGUCGGAUCGCAAAGCGCUGCAGCUCGCGCUAGAGAAGCUCAACGACGAGAAAAAGUCGAUCGCGCUCGAGCUGGAGAAAAAAACGCUCGAUCUUCGAGCGUUUGAAGCGAAAACGAAAGAGCUCGAGGCGCAGAACAAGGCGAAGCAGACCGCGCACGACGAGAAGGAAGCCGCGGUGAAGAGGGCGUUUCAAGCCGCGGCGGAAAACUCCAAGCUCGCGAGCGAAGUCCGCGAGCUGCACAUGCAACUCCAAGCGAUCGACGCGAUGACGCCGGACAAGAACAAGAGCAAAACAUCUGCCGCGUCUCCGACGCCGAAGCAGCUCGGCGACGCCGCCGCCCCGGACGAGCGGUCGGUCGUCAUACGCCACCUGAGGGAGGAGCUCAACGCCGCCGCCGUCGCCGUCGACCGCGCCGUGUCGGAAAAAACCGCGCUCGCGAACAAAGUGUCGGAACUCACGAAAGAGCUCAACGACGUCACCAUCGAGGCGGAGGCGAUCGCGCACGGGACGACGACGAUGAAGCGAAGCUUCGAGGAGCGCGCGAAGAGCGCGCGCGAAGACCUCGAGAACGUCGCGGCGGUCGCGGCGAGCGAGCGCGAGCGCGCCGCCGCGCUCGACGCGACGUGCGCGGAGCUACGAGAACACGUCGCGACGACCGAGUCGGAGCGCGACGCCGCGGUGACCGCGCUCGCGGCGACGCGCGGCGACGUCGACGAUAAGACCGCGCUGUCGUCGAAGCUCGUGAAGGACUUGCGGGCGGCGACCGCGGAGCGAGGGAAGCUCGAACGUCGCGCGAGAGAGGCGGAGGCGGCGCGCGACGCGCUCGCCGAGGCGCACGCGGCGGCGACGGCGGAGCUCGACGCGCGCAGAGCGGAAGCGGAAGCGGCGAGGCCCGGGGUGAACCGCGCCGCGGAUGCGCGGACGAUGAUGCUGCGAUGGGCGCUCGCGUCGACGAAGACGAAGCUGUCGCACGCGAGAGAGAAGCUGUCGCACGCGACGGGAGAGCUGAAGCGCGCGAGGAAGGACGUCGUCGCCGCCAAGGCCAAGGCGGACAAAGCCGCGGCGAAAGAGGCGGAGCACAAGAUCGCGUGCGAGGGCGCGCGCGCGGAGCGCGACGCCGCGGAGGCGGACAUCGCGAGCGCGAACGCCGCGCUCGCCAAGUCGCAAGCGCGCGCGUCGGCGGCGUUCGCGACCGUCUCCAAGCUACGCGUGAAAGUGGCGAGCGCGGCGGAGAGCGUGGACGACGCCGCGCGCGCGCGAGACGUCGCCGUCGCCGCGCUGGGCGGGGGGAGCGGUGGGAGCGCGAGUGCUCGCGAUACUCGGUCGCGAUCCUCCGUCGCCGCUUCGACGGCGACGACGUCGCCGCGAGGCGUCGCGCCGUCCCCGCGCGCGGUUCUCGUCGACUACGCGACGUCCGCGGGGAUGACGAGGACGACUUCGACGGCGGCGGCGGGAGGGAUGGACGCCAAGAUCCUCCGCGCGAAGCUCGAGACCGCGCGCGCGGUCAACGACGCCCUGCUCGAUCGCGUCGUCGAGGUCGAGACGCACGCGCGGGAGUACCAGGCCGACGCGGUCGCGGCGGCGAUGGAAGGGAACGCCGCGCGACGCGCUGCGGCUGCGGCGGAGGCUGAGGGGAAAAUCGCGCGCGCGCACAUCGCCGCGCUCGUCGCCCGCGUCGCGGACGCGGAAGCCGCGAAAGCGAAAGCGGAGGAGGACGACCUCGACGCGUUCUUCGAGGUGGGCGACGCGUCGCUGAAGGUGGCGGUCGCGUACGCGCGGAGCGCCGCGGCGCGCGAUCUGUACAUGAAAGCCGCGGAGCUCGCCGACGACGACGCCGCCGCCGACGCCUCGAAGCCAGCCCUCCCCGCGCGCCGCCCGAGCGUCUCCCUCCCCAUCGCCGCGUCCGUGAUGGAGACCGCGGCGCUGCGCGCGGAGAUCAAGGCGCUGCGAGGCCUCCUCGCCGCGUCUCGCGCCGCGGCGAAGCGCGCCGCGGGGAGCGAACGCGCGGCUGAGAAAAAAGCCGGCGACGCGUUGCCCGCGCUGGAGAUCGCCAACGCCACCGCGGCGGCCGCGACGACGCGCGCGGAGACGCUCGGCGCGCGCGUCAUCGAGGUCGAGUCCCUGUGCGCCUCCGCGUCGGCCGCGCGCCUGGACGCCUGCGCGACCGCGGCGGCGCAGCAGCGCCGCGCCGAUGCGUCGGAAGCGGCGGCGAAGAAGCUCGAAGAUGCGAUUCGCGACGUCGACGGCGACGGCGUCGAGGACGACAUCGACGAGCUCCCGGCGCGGACGCUCCGCGCGAGGCUUCUCGUGUCUCGCGCGAUGCUCUCGCACGCCAAGGCGCACGCGAGCGAGCGCGCGGUUCGCGCGGAGACGGCGAAGCGGCGGGUGAAGGACGCGGAGGCGCGCGCGGCGGCGGCGUUUACGGCGGCGACGCGAACAAAGUUGGACCUCGAGGCGCGUUCUAUCUCACACUGGUCCCCAUACGACCGCGUUCGCGUGGUGAACGCCGAUCCUUAA
Molecule: messenger RNA, 7416 nt
Organism: Micromonas pusilla CCMP1545
Lineage: Eukaryota; Viridiplantae; Chlorophyta; Mamiellophyceae; Mamiellales; Mamiellaceae
Exons: 3
Coding region: 1-7416 (2471 amino acids)
Molecular function (GO): protein binding
Source: RefSeq, a predicted model, not a curated record